UCUAUCUAUCAUGGUCUCGUGUCCCAUCGAGCAUCUCUCAUUGUUCAAUGAAACACUCGCAACUCUCGGCAUUAGAAGAAAAUCCGCGAGACUCUGGCGCUCUUCGGUCCGGCUGUUGGAGCACAAUUUCACUGGAUCGCGUCGAACACGUAUAACGAUACGGUGCGUACAGGUAUAUCGUAUACGUGUGUGCGAGAGGUCCUCGCUCGGCGAAAGGCCCCCGCAGAGCGAGCGCGGCGCAAUUUCUUCGGUCCGCAGCACGAGCUGCGCGCGGCCCACGAUAAACCGGUUAGUCAUCCCGGCGAGUGUAUACUGCCUAUCGCGCAUCGCUCGAAAUCAUUUCACAUUCGCGCGUAUUAUAGAAAGUUUUGGAAAGCAUAUCGGGAGCCGUAGCCAGUGGCACUGCCGAUCUCGUCUCGCUCACUCGGCCUCAGUUCGCGCUUCGUUCGUUUCGCUGCGAAAAACUCGCUCAUCAGCAUUCAUAAUAUAUCUCAUCAGCUCGCGCCCAUCAUGAUAGACCUAAGCUCCAUCAGCUUGAAUUUGAACGCCUGGACGAUAGCAGCGAUCUUCGGCCUGGCGAUCGUCGUCAUCGGGCUUGGCAUCGUCGCGCUCCUGGUCCUGCUCAAAGUCUACGUGUACCUCAGCACCGGCGUCUGCAAGAGCAAGGCCAGCAUGAAGGGCAAGACCUGCAUCGUCACCGGCUGCACCUCCGGGAUCGGCAAGGAGACGGCCAGGGACCUCGCCAAACGCGGCGCCAGGCUCAUCAUGGCCUGUCGCAACGUCGACGCAGCCAACCAAAUCAAAGAGGAACUGACCAAGGAGACCGGCAAUGGACAAAUCGUCGUGAGGAAGCUCGACCUGUCGUCGCUCGACUCGGUCCGGCAGUUCGCCAAGCAGAUCAACCGCGAGGAGAGCCGUCUCGACGUGCUGGUCCACAACGCCGGCACCGCCGACACUUUCAGCAAGAAGGUCAGCGUCGACGGCAUUGAAAUGACCAUGGCCACCAAUCAUUACGGGCCAUUUUUGCUAACUCAUCUGCUAAUCGAUCUACUGAAACGCUCCGCCCCGAGUCGCAUCGUCGUCGUGGCGUCCGAGCUCUAUCGCAUCGCCUCGCUCAACCUGGACAACGUGAACCCGACGACGAGCUUCCCGGCCUACCUCUACUACGUGUCCAAGUACGCCAACAUCGUGUUCACCCUGGAGCUGGCGCGUCGUCUCGAGGGCACCGGUGUUACGGCCAACUGUCUGCAUCCCGGCAUGAUCGACAGCGGCAUCUGGCGCAAUGUACCGGCGCCUCUGUCCUGGGGUCUGUGGCUCGUCAUCAAGGCUUUCUUCAAGAGCCCGGAGCAAGGCGCCCAGACAUCGAUCCACGUGGCCGUGGCCGAGGAGCUUAAGACCAUCAACGGCAAAUAUUUCCUCGACUGUCGGGAAACGUCUCUGUCGUCGGGAGUCAAAGAUCCUGCAAAGGGCAAAAAAUUUUGGGAGCUCAGCGAAAAUUUGGUUUCUCUGCAACCCAACGAGGCAAAGAUCUAAAUGAACCUCGAAACAGAAACACUUGCUGUUCGCAUCCUCCGCGCACUCCGUCCGACAUCUGCAAAAUUGCAGUUAUUACUAAACUAAUCAUUCCAGCUAUCACUACUUAAGUCUCUUUUUUCCUACUGUAGGUCGGAUAAUAUCAUUUCUAAUAUUUACCAGGUGAUUGACGACUAUUUUUGUAACUAUAAUCCUCGGCCGUUCGAAUGUCUUGUGCUUGUUGGUCCGUUAGCUAAUAAUCACUUAGUAUUUUAUGAUUCGUUCGACUGUAAUCACGGUUCUUGGCCACGAUGCCUUUUUGUACUUUCAACACAAUUUCAUGGUUUUCCCUCUUUUUGUUACUGAUGUUCUUAUGUAUCAUUUACGUGCACGAUUUAUUUUGUUAUGGAAUUGACUCUGUGAUAAUUGUUACAAACAAGCGUGUAAUACAAAUAUCUUUAUC
Trichogramma pretiosum is the source of this 1975-nucleotide messenger RNA. RefSeq names its product retinol dehydrogenase 14. Lineage: Eukaryota; Metazoa; Arthropoda; Insecta; Hymenoptera; Trichogrammatidae. The coding region runs from base 511 to 1533 and encodes 340 amino acids. The record is from RefSeq and is a predicted model, not a curated record. The transcript is spliced from 4 exons.